Molecule: messenger RNA, 228 nt
Organism: Racocetra persica
Lineage: Eukaryota; Fungi; Glomeromycota; Glomeromycetes; Diversisporales; Gigasporaceae
Source: the annotation of a GenBank genome assembly
CGGCAGCUAUAGAAGUUAAUACAUCGAGUAGAUUAAAUGAAUUAACUGAAAUUGAAGAGGAUGGUUAUUUUACAGAUGAGCUUGAGCUUUCUGUAUUGAUUAAUCAACAUCGUAAAUAUGAAGCCUAUAUGAAUCAAAGAAUAGAAAGAAAAAUUGCAUCUAGUUCCAAUAAUAGGCUUAAUAUUAGCCUUGUUUCAUUUCUCUCGUCAGAUGUAUGUGCCCGCUCAG